GAGUUCUUCAGACCUUUACAUACGACUUGGUAUCGAACGGCUGGCUAACGAUACUAUCCCCCUCAUUUUAAAUUUCCCAAACUCCGCCGGCCAUGGACGAGCUAGUUCGAAUGACUAUCCAGCAGGCUGAAGCCCUGAAGAAACUUCCGGACGCGACUCCAUGGAAAGAUGAUGAACCAUGGGCUCAGCCUUACUAUUCUUGGGUCGAAGAAAAGAAAGAAUGGCAGCCAGCUGCCGCGCGCGGCGGCUCUCAGGCACAUUCUACUAGCAUCUCCAAUGUAGUCCUGUACAGCUGGAAUAUCGACUUCAUGUUGCCAUUCCCCGAAACCCGGAUGGAUGCCGCAUUGGCUCAUCUGCAGAAGCUCAUGAGCCAACUUCCGUCAGCUCAAAAUGCAGCUGUCAUGAUCAACCUGCAAGAAUGCAUCCCGUCCGACCUCGUCACCAUCAGCCAGAAGCAGUGGGUCCGAGACAAUUUCUACAUGACCGACAUCGACACAUCUUCUUGGGCGUCUGGGUCAUAUGGAACAACCACCCUGAUCGAUCGCCAAUUAGACAUAUCCUCGUGCUUCCGGGUCCAUUAUUCUAAGACCCGUAUGGAGCGGGAUGCGCUAUUCGUCGACGUCGUCGUGCCGGCUGUUUCCACCAGCCAGGCCGAGAAACUUCGGCUCUGUAACACGCACCUUGAGUCGCUUGCUCUCGAUCCACCGCUCCGACCUGCCCAAAUGCAAACCAUCGCGUCACAUAUGUACGCAGAAGGUUCCUUAGGUGCGAUACUUACGGGUGACUUUAACGCUAUUCAGCCGUCUGAUACCUCCCUCCACUCAGACAAUGGCCUUAAAGACGCGUACCUCGAGCUCGGCGGAGUUGAGAACAGCGAUGAAGGUUAUACCUGGGGACAGCAGGCACUGCCGGCGCUACGGGAGCGCUUUGGAUGCUCACGGAUGGACAAAGUGUACUAUCGUGGCGGAGGGUUGAAAUUGCUGAGUUUCGAGAGAUUUGGCGCUGAUGUCGAGGUUCCUGAGGAGGAAAAGGAUCAGAGGGAUCAAUUGCUGUCGCUUGGAUUUGAGAAAGCCUGGAUUACAGAUCACCUGGGGGUCAAGGCUGUGUUUCAACUUGCGAAUGACCCUCAUUUGUAAGAAGCUCUUGAAAAGUAAAGUCCUUCUCCGUGUUUUGUCAAAGGAAGCUCCUGUUUCUAUUCCCUUCUGCAUUCUAUGUUAUGUAUGAUCAAAUAUACAACUGUCCGGUGGAUCGAAGAUUGAUAACAGGAAUGAAUGUCUAGAUCUAAAAUACAUCUCACGCGGUGCAGGUAAUGCUUUUUCAGCCUAUGGGCCAUACUUUCUUUCGUUCAUUCGGUUAUUCCUGGCUUGCUACCGACGGGGUGUCAUCGAAAAGUGCCUUCCGAUAAUAGCUUGUCUAAAUCAUCUACACAGAAUGUGUUCAGUUGGACUUUCUUCCUAGACGAGACUAGAUCCGAAGACAGAGGUCUCGUGAUCCAAAAGUCAAUAAGCAAAUAUAUGACCAUGUGGAACAUUAAUUGGAAGGUAUUUAGGGUUCACCUGAAUGAUUGUCGAAUCUGAUUGCUGGUUAGAUUGAAGGCUCAUCGCAAGCCCUAGCAUACGUCUCUAUGUAUGGAGCUUUAUUUGCUACGAGAGGAUAUCGUCCAGAAGGCGAUGGCGAUCUUCUAGAUAAUAGUACUUUGCACUAGAACUCCU
Aspergillus alliaceus is the source of this 1712-nucleotide messenger RNA. RefSeq names its product endonuclease/exonuclease/phosphatase family protein. Gene Ontology annotation, molecular function: single-stranded DNA binding; 5'-tyrosyl-DNA phosphodiesterase activity. Gene Ontology annotation, cellular component: cytoplasm; PML body. The record is from RefSeq and is a predicted model, not a curated record. The transcript has 2 exons. NCBI's taxonomy places the organism in Eukaryota, Fungi, Ascomycota, Eurotiomycetes, Eurotiales, Aspergillaceae. Bases 93 to 1136 code for a protein of 347 amino acids. Gene Ontology annotation, biological process: double-strand break repair.